AUGUCAAAUCUUGAGGAAAAUGCCCCUCCUAUGUUCGAAGUCAAACGCGUUGACCUUCAAUUCAAUAUUUCCGCCGAUUUCGUCGCUGCUCAAGUCGCGAAUGAUGUCCUCAUCCUUGCUCUUUCCACUGGUCGCAUCCUUCGCAUUGACCUAGAUAGCCCGUCUGAUGUCGACGACAUUGACCUGCCCAAGAAGCCCACAGAGACUGGCUUGAUUCGCCGCUUGUUCUUAGAUCCUUCUGCUUCACAUCUCAUCAUUUCAACCACGUUGGGCGAUAAUUACUAUUUGCACACCCAGUCUCGACAGCCAAAGCUGCUUUCGCGGCUGAAGGGCGUGGGAAUUGAAAGCAUAGCAUGGAAUCCUUCUCUACCUACUGCGUCUACUCGAGAGAUACUUGUUGGAGCAGUAGACGGAAAUAUUUAUGAGAAUUAUAUCGAGCCGUCCACCGAAUUCUACAGGAGCCAGGAAAAGUAUUUGAAGCUUGUCUACAAGGCACCCGAGGGGCCUGUGACAGGAUUAUGGGUGGAUCAUAUGCCUGGACGACCCGAAGUACGGAGGCUACUCGUAGCCACGCCGACGAAGCUAUUGCACUUUGUUGGCAGAAUUGGUAGGCAUGGGAGCGAAGGUUCAGGCAGCAUAUUUACAAAGCUUUUGGAAUCGGAAGCGCCGACUCUACGCGAAGCAAAUAGAGGAAGCAAACCAACACCUUCUGCACUUGUAGUCUCUCCGGACCUGCCAAACGAGGCUGGCGAAGGAGCUGGUAAUGAGGAUCGUUACUACGCUUGGCUUGCGUCGGAGGGGGUGUCGUACGGCCAGCUUAAAAACUCUACCGAAUCUGGAGACCUGGGAAGUGCUAUAUUUAACAGCUCCAAAAUCGUUGAAAGAAAACAAAUACCAGCUUCUGACAAUGCCAGUGGGCGUAAGAAGCCCGCAUUGGAGCCUAUCGCUGGGAUCACUCUUAGCCAAUGGCAUCUGCUGUGUUUAGUUGAAGGACGCGUUGUAGCUUUGCAGCGGCUUGAUGAGCAGCUUGUCUUUGAUCAGGUUGUUGUCGAGCCUGGAGACAGUGCUGUCGCUCUGCUUGCGGAUCAGAAAAAGAGCACUUUUUGGCUGUUCACUGCGCGAGAGAUCUUCGAGAUUGUUGUCACGGAUGAAGAUCGGGAGGUUUGGAAGAUUAUGCUAAAGCGUCAGCAAUUUAGUCUUGCAUCACAGUAUGCAAAAAGCCCGCCUCAAAAGGAUGCGGUUGCUGUGGCGUCAGGAGACUAUCUUAUUGGCAAAGGGCAGUACAUGGACGCUGCCAACGUCUAUGGCAAGAGCAGCAGACCCUUUGAACAGGUUGCGUUAACUUUUAUCGACCAUGGAGAGCAUGAUGCUCUGAGAAAAUAUCUCUUGAUGAAGCUGGCGACUUACCAAAAGAAUUCCAUCAUGCAGAGGAUCAUGAUAACAAGCUGGCUUGUCGAGCUCUUCAUGUCAAGGCUAAAUUCUCUGGAUGAUCAUCUUACCACGAAAGCGCAGUUAACAGAGGACACGACGCCUGCGAAUACACAGAAAGAAUUGAUCACUACUCGCCGAGAAUUCCAGGACUUUGUGACCCGAUAUAAGACUGAUUUGGACAAACAAACGACUUACGAAGUCAUCAGCAGCCAUGGGCGCGAGCAAGAGCUCCUCGCUUAUGCUUUGGCAAUUCAAGAUCAUAACUAUGUACUCUCUUACUGGGUUCAACGAGAGCGAUGGCAAGAGUCUCUAGAUGUUCUGAAGAGGCAGAACAGCCCGGAGAUUUUUUACAAGUACAGCAGUGUCUUGAUGCAGCAUGCCCCAACAGAGCUGAUUGACGUACUCAUCCGCCAUGAUGAGCUCGAUCCAAUAAAGAUUACACCCGCAUUACUCACGUACAAUACCAAAGCUUCUUCGUUGCCACUUUCACAAAAUCAGGCUGUCCGAUAUUUGAAUUACUGCAUCAACUCUUUGCACUCAUCCGAUUCCGCAAUCCACAACACUCUCCUUUCAAUCUAUGCCUCACAUCCAUCCCCGGACGAAAAAGCUCUUCUCAGCUAUCUGACCCACGACCGAGUCCAAUCUGCAGUCCACAUCUACAGUAGCAUGGAUGACUACACUUCAGCUGUGAAUCUGGCCCUCAAACAUGAUGAGAUUGAUCUUGCGUCUAUGAUCGCAGAUCGACCAUCGGACAGCAAUCCGGCACUCCGCAAAAAGCUCUGGCUGGAGGUAGCGAAGAAGGUCAUCGGCAAGCAGGGCACAGGCAGUGUCAAGACUGCGAUUGACUUCCUGAAGCGAUGCGAUCUCUUACGAAUCGAAGAUCUCAUUCCUCUCUUUCCUGAUUUUGUGGUGAUCGAUGACUUCAAGGACGAGAUCUGCGCAGCACUCGAGUCCUAUUCCCGAUCCAUCGCCUCUUUGGAUGCUGAGAUGGACGCCUCAGCUGCCACAGCAGAACAUAUCAAAGCGGAUAUCAAGCAGCUAGACCGACGAUAUGCUAUUGUCGAGCCCGGUGAAAGGUGGCGGAAAGUCAUGGACGGGAGCGGUCUUACUACGCAACGGAGGAUCAGGGAACUGCAAGCGAGCAUUUCGAGAGGUGGAAAGAGGGAGAGAGAGGGCAGGGAAUUAGAUGCCCUGAUUGGAGCACAAUGUGUUUCUUGCGGUGACCUGGCCAUCAAGUCCAUCGAGGAACCAUUCAUCACUGACGCUGAUGAUGACGCGGAUGACUGGUCUAUAUGA
This is a messenger RNA of Bacidia gigantensis, 2727 nucleotides long. RefSeq lists its product as uncharacterized. Gene Ontology annotation, molecular function: protein-macromolecule adaptor activity. Bases 1 to 2727 code for a protein of 908 amino acids. Gene Ontology annotation, cellular component: endosome; HOPS complex. The transcript is spliced from 5 exons. Gene Ontology annotation, biological process: vacuole organization; organelle fusion; endosome organization. Lineage: Eukaryota; Fungi; Ascomycota; Lecanoromycetes; Lecanorales; Ramalinaceae. The record is from RefSeq and is a predicted model, not a curated record.